UUUUCAAUCAUAUUGAGAUGUUUUCGCCAAAUCCUCGUCCUAUUUCUCGAGAAGAGAUGCUUAGCUGGGAAUUAGACAUUGAAAGAGAAGGAUUUUAUAAUAAUAGGACAUAUAAAUGUAUUCUAGUUGAUCGACUGGUAUGUGUUGCUAUCGCAAAAUCAAUGCCUGUAUUCGAAAAAUUAUCUAUAACUGACAAAGUCCUCUGA
Meloidogyne enterolobii is the source of this 206-nucleotide messenger RNA. The record is from the annotation of a GenBank genome assembly. Lineage: Eukaryota; Metazoa; Nematoda; Chromadorea; Rhabditida; Meloidogynidae.